This is a messenger RNA of Phaedon cochleariae (mustard beetle), 1615 nucleotides long. The record is from the annotation of a GenBank genome assembly. Lineage: Eukaryota; Metazoa; Arthropoda; Insecta; Coleoptera; Chrysomelidae.
GUUGUCAACUUGUAAUAAAAGAAAAACAAUCAUCAUAAUACAAACCAUAACCUUCGACAAUGGAGAAAAGAUGUUAAUAAUGUUAAUUAAAACUGAUAUAGUAUUCGCUUUUUAGCAUUAUGAUUAUAUAGAAUGGAAGGCGACAAUGAACGAUCCUCGUUUUGGAAGAAAAAUGUCAAGCCUGUGGCAGGAAGGCCAAGCCCACGAAGAGAAGGUAAUAACGUGAAAAAAGCACCUGGAUCUACCUCAUUUCAAGAUUUCCAGGCAUCAGUAAGUGAUGCUUGGGAUAUGGAGGAUGAUGAGUUUUGCAUAAUAUCAGGACUCGAAAAUACAAAGAUAUCAAAGAAGGUGGCACAGUCAGCAGCUUUGAAUGUCUUGAACACUCACCGCAUUGCUUCUGAAUCUGAAGCAUCCUCUGAGAAGAGGAAUGUGAAGAAAUCAAACCAAGUUGAUCCAGAAUCUAUGAAAUUUAGUCGAAUACCAGGUAGACCUAAGCAAAUACGCAUCUAUAAUACUGAACAGGAAGGAAUAGAAAUUAAGUUGGAGAGAUUCCAGACUUUGUUAGGACAUUCUACCACUUUGCAAGAUUUAUGUGAACUGAGUUGGUCAGGAAUACCUCACAAAGUUAGAGGCAUCACUUGGAGGUUACUAUCUGGAUUUCUACCUGUGAAUAUAGAUAGAAGAUGUGAAGUACUGGAAAGGAAGAGAUGUGAUUAUUGGACUUUAGUUGAAAAAUAUUAUUACACUGAGCAUGAUGAAUCAAGCCGUGAUAUUCAACACCAAAUCAAUAUAGAUGUGCCAAGAAUGAAUCCUAGCAUACCCUUAUUCCAACAAAAGACUGUCCAAAAUAUGUUUGAACGAAUACUGUUCAUCUGGUCUAUACGCCAUCCAGCCUCAGGGUAUGUUCAAGGAAUAAAUGAUCUAGUCACUCCUUUUUAUGUGGUGUUCCUGCAGGAGUUUCUAGAAGGAGAUGAACCAUUCGAAUUGUGCUAUGUGGAUCAGUUGACUCAAGAACAGCAAAGAAUAAUAGAAGCUGACUCCUUUUGGUGUCUGUCCAAGUUCCUGGACAGCAUACAGGACAAUUAUGUGUUUGCCCAAAUAGGUAUCCAGAAGAAAGUGCUGCAGCUGGAAGAACUGAUCAAAAGAGUUGAUGAAAUAUUGCAUAAACACUUGAAGCAGCACAGUGUCAGUUAUCUUCAGUUCUCCUUCCGCUGGCUGAACAAUUUGCUCACCAGGGAACUCCCCUUGAGGUGCACCAUAAGACUGUGGGACACAUAUCUAGCUGAAAAUGAGUGCUUUGCCACUUUUCAGCUCUAUGUGUGUGCUGCCUUCCUCCUCUAUUGGCGAGAGGAUCUGCUGAGGCAAAAUGAUUUCCAGGGCCUCCUGUUGUUGUUGCAAAACCUUCCUACUCAGUCUUGGACCAGUUCACAAAUAGGGGUGAUUGUGGCUGAGGCCUACAAACUGAAGGUUAUGUAUGCUGAUGCUCCCAAUCACCUUCUGAGUAAUAAUUCCAGUGAUAGAUAGUUGAGUGAUUGCAGUUUUAUUGAUAUUAUAUCCUGUCCAAUGUUAUAUUUUUUGUAUCAGGUUCUUGAAUUAAAUGUUAUGGUGAAUUGCC